Molecule: messenger RNA, 2482 nt
Organism: Leptopilina boulardi
Lineage: Eukaryota; Metazoa; Arthropoda; Insecta; Hymenoptera; Figitidae
Product: protein escargot-like
Exons: 2
Coding region: 176-1576 (466 amino acids)
Biological process (GO): regulation of DNA-templated transcription
Molecular function (GO): DNA-binding transcription factor activity, RNA polymerase II-specific; RNA polymerase II cis-regulatory region sequence-specific DNA binding
Source: RefSeq, a predicted model, not a curated record
AGCCGUACGAUUCACAUCAUUCAAGUUUCUUUUCGUUCUUUGUGCUAUACACAAGUCUAUGUUCGGAAGAGAAAAAAAAAAUAAAUAAGUGAAAAGUAAUAAGUGACACUGUGCAGUGACAUUCAUUCAAAAAGGAUUAUUAGUUUCAAAAACCUAGUGUAUUAAGUGUAUCAUCAUGCUUGUCGAAGAAAUGCCUCGCAGCUUCGUUAAGAAGAAUAAUAGCUACAGUCACUGUCCGCUUAAAAAACGGCCAGUGCACGUGUUGAUAUCCGAAGAAGUUACAAAAGAAGAAUUGGUAGUAGUUGAUGAUAUUCCCGAGCCGGAAAAUCUCAGCACAAAACCAGAGGAUCUCAGCAAGACUGCGGAGAAACGUUCUCAAUAUUCAAGAUCACCAUCACCUGUUUAUGGAAAACGAUCAGCAUCACCAGUGUCCCGUUCACCUUCGCCUUCAUCGAGGCCCAUUUCUCACAUGUAUCAUCAUCAUUUAACGUAUCCUCAUUAUCCAGCAAAAACAAUAACACCACCAAUUGCGCCAGUUCAUCCAGUGGCAAAAAAAGCACGAGUCGAAGUAAUUCAACACGAUCAUGCCUCACCAACAGCGGCUGUUGCUCCACCAAUGCAUUUUAUGGCAACAAUGACGCCCUUGGAGCCAUUGAAUUUAAAUACGCCAAUGGAGCCAUUGGCGCAUUACGCCACACCAGCAUGGGCACGUUCAGCACCACUUUACCCACCUCACUAUCUUCCCUAUCCAGCGUAUCGCUACCAUCAUCACCCUGCAGCGGAACUCUAUCAAUCUUGUCCAGUGCCUGCUUACCCACAUUCAUCUCCUGAACAUUCAUCUGUUUCUCCACCACCUCACGCUGCCCUCACGUGCCCCACGAUUCAACGACCGAUUGCAAGGAGUUACGCUCACUGGGCAAGUCCCGAUCAUUGUGGAUUGUCACCAACAAGUUCCUUGGGCUCCCUAAGAUCACCACCACCCGUAACACCCGAAGAUUUAUCAUCGCCCGGAAGUGAUAGUGGAAGAUCAUCAGCCGGUAGUACAUCAGCCGGUUCAACAAUUGUCAAUCAAAAAUUGGAUAAAUCAAAUCCCUCAACAUCGCCAACAUCAUCGCCACGUUAUUCAUGUCCCGAUUGUGGAAAAUCAUAUUCAACAUAUUCGGGCCUAUCAAAACAUCAACAAUUUCAUUGCGCCUCAGCUGAGGGACAAACAAAAAAAUCCUUCUCGUGCAAAUAUUGUGAAAAGGUAUACGUUAGUUUGGGUGCUUUAAAAAUGCACAUCAGAACACAUACAUUGCCAUGUAAAUGUCAUCUUUGCGGAAAAGCAUUCUCAAGACCUUGGCUUCUUCAAGGACACAUUAGAACUCACACCGGCGAAAAGCCAUUCAAUUGUCAACAUUGUAAACGAGCAUUCGCUGACAGAAGCAAUCUCAGAGCGCACCUUCAAACGCACAGUGAUGUGAAAAAGUACUCGUGUCCGUCUUGUAGCAAGACCUUCAGUCGUAUGUCUUUACUCACAAAACAUCAGGAAGGAGGAUGUCCAGGCGUUGCUGUACCAAUGGGUUUUUCGUGUUAAAAAAUCAAAAUUGUGUUUCAGAAAAAGAAAAUAUUUCCAGUGUUUUUUAAGGUGCGUGAGAGAGAGAGAGAGAGAUUGUCAAUUUCAAACCAAGUGCCUUAGAAGUCUCACACCAAUAUUUUUGAGACUGCUCCGAGUACAAAGAAAAGAAAAUUUUUUUAGAGACUAAAUAAUAUAUAAGUGUAAAUAGCGUGAAAGAAAAUUAUAUUUUCUACAUUGUGCUUAUAAAUUUAUUUUUGAAAAAAAAAAGUUACCGCUUGACGUGGUUCCGUGAAACUGCUGUGCCAUUUUCAUCUUUAAAAAAAAACCUAAAUUUGGUUCAUUUUCGCUUUGCUAUUGUAUUUAUAUUCAUUACGUUCCAUGGCGUCAUUUUUAAAAAAAAAAAAUAUUUAUAUUAGAUUUUAAGUUCAUGUGCACAAAAAAAAGCACCAAAGUGCCAUUAUAAAUUAUUUAUGUUCAGUUUUCACGUAAAUAUAUUCAUAUUAUUAUGUACGACAGGCUUGCAUUGUAAAUACUGCAUCUUGAAAAUAUGGCUAUUUUGUAAGCUUGGAAAAACUCGUACAAGAGUAUUAUUAUAUUUCUAAAAAUCAAAGAAUUUUCGUUUCUUAGAAUGAUUUCUUUGAAAUUUCAUUUUUUUUUUUCAUUACUUGUAAGUUACUUUGAAAAGCUAGUCAUUAUUUUUAUAUAAAACAAAAAAAAAAUAGUAGAGAAAUCAUUUUUUGUUUUGUCUACAAUUUUUGAUAUAUAGUCAUCGAUGAAACUCAGUGAAAUAAUUAUUGGUUUCAAAUUAUUUUGUAAGCUCUCAGCGAUUUUCCUCGCUAUUUAGACUUGUAAAGAAAGUAAACUAAUAUGCAAAGAUAUAGAGAGAAUAUUUUAUAAAAAAUAAAUUUGAUAAAUUUAAUAUAA